GCUGCAGAAUUCCAGUCAGAAUCCAUGUGGGUCCUUGGUUUGUGCUUCACUACUUAAAUGGUCUGAAUACUCCUGGAGGUCCUGGAGCCCGAGGGCAAGGCUCAAGGCAGGUUUCUGGACACUUCAGCUUCCCAGGUAGCUCCUGCCUCAGCAUGGCUGCUCCCCCACCUGCAGAACUUGAGCAGAGCCUUAAAGAGCAUCUCUCCUCUUCUUCUGAGCCCACGUUGGACCUCAAGGCAGACGAAGCUACAUUAUUUCCAGGUGCUGGAGUCAGUGACAUACCCUCAGAUGGGCAUGGAUGUGAGGAGGAGCUUGGCACAGGAGCAGGCGGUUCCAGACAGGAUGGGGUUUGCAAACCUGAAGUGCCAGCAGCAGAUAGUGCCCCAACGGUGACAGAAGAGCCAAACCCAACCCUGGAGACACACAAGGACUCGGCUGGCAUGGACAGCAGCUACGACUUUUCGACCUCCAGCUUGGACAGCCGUUGUGAACCUGACCUGGCUCUGGCCACUGGAGACAGUCUCCCAGACAAAGGUCCCCAGUCGGAGGCUGGUGACCCCGGCUCCACAGCCUCCUUGCCCUGGCCAGAGUUGCCAGAGGAAUGUCCACCUCGGCCUAACACCCUGGAUUUCUCCAACUCCCUCAAAUUCCUGGAGGAGGUGAAGCAGAUGGGGCAGAGGAGGAACAGUGACCACUUGAACAUCCAGGAGAACGGGGUAGAGAGCUGCCCUGAGGCACCUCCCGUCAGCGAGGAGAGAAGGGCGCUGGAGUCGGAGCUGGGGAAGUGCAUCGAAGACUUCAGGAAGAUCAAGAUCCCCAUGUCCUUCCCCAACAAGAAGCGGCAGUGGCAAAGCGAACUACUGAACAAAUACCACGUCUGAGGGGAGGGGCUGGGACUGAAGCC
Messenger RNA from Mauremys mutica (yellowpond turtle), 904 nucleotides. Its product is annotated as BTB/POZ domain-containing protein KCTD16-like. Bases 153 to 881 code for a protein of 242 amino acids. The transcript has 5 exons. NCBI's taxonomy places the organism in Eukaryota, Metazoa, Chordata, Testudines, Geoemydidae. The record is from RefSeq and is a predicted model, not a curated record.